GAGUUGGUUCUGCUUGGAGCAAAAUUAGGACUCUGUACUAUAAUUCUCAUCAAAUCCCGAGGUGAAGUUCUCUGGUAAAGAUUGGUUCGGAUUCCUGCACUCCAGGCCCCACUUUUCCCCUCUCCUGGACUGCCCCGCCCCCUUGACCCACCCCUGUUUGACCGUGAUGGACUAGCGUCAAGGUUAAGGCCUUGAUUGGUGGAAAAAGUCACACCAUGAUGUAUGCCUCGUGAACAAGCUCAGCCCUGCGAGAUCUGUGAGUGUGGUUGUGUGAGAAUAUCCAGUGUCUCUCUCUCGAGGCUGACUGACUGAGCAUGAAUUAUCUACGUGAACUUCUCUACCGACCGAAAAGGUCGGACAAGUCCCUGUUGGCUCGGUUCUAUUUUGCGGACUUGAAUCUGAAUGCCGUGGCCGCGGAGUUGGACUCGUUUGAUGGUCGGAAAGAUCCGGAGCGAUGCUCAUGUUUGGUCAACAAGCUCCGGAGCUGCCAAGACAAGUUACUGAACAUUUGCCACAAAAUGUUAGAAGAGAUCGAGCCGGGUGUGACGGGCAGAACCCGGGAAUUUCGGGCCAAGUUUCCAGACGACAUCAUGACCGACAACUUGGCCGGUCAGUUGUGGUUUGGGGCCGAGUGUUUGGCUGCGGGUUCGUCCAUCAUGAACAAAGAACGCGAAUCGGACGCGAUGCGGCCUUUGGCCAAGGCCGUGACCAAAUCGUUGGACAAAGUCCGCGAACUCUUGCGUGAGCAGUGCCUUUCUCCUCAACCGGAGUACUCGGAGAAGAUUCGGGAGAACCUUAAGAUCUUUGAUCGUCUAUUUGCGGAGUUUGAAUACAAAUACGUUCAGUGUAUGGUCCAUGUAAAGACGAUCAAAGAGUAUGAACUUCAUCAGGAUCUGAUCGUUCUCUUCUCGGAGACCCUGAACCGAGCCCUCCGGAACGACAUGAUCACGCAAGAUACGGUGGACUUCUACGAGCCCAGUCUCAUGUUUGCCAUUCCGCGAUUGGCCAUCGUUUUUGGCCUGCUUUUGGCCCCAGGAGGUCCAUUGAACGUCGAUCGAAGUAGCUCGGACUUCCCGGAGCUCUUCCUUCCGUUCAAGAACCUUUUGCGGAAGAUUCGCGAGCUCCUACUUACCCUCGCCCCCCAUGAGGUCCUCGUCCUGGAAAUGCUUCUCUGUCAGCAAGAAGAGCCCGCCAAUAUUAGUAACAAACUCAAAGAGGUCGAACACAAGCUGGAAAACCAAGAGAAAUCCGUGGAAAGCAAGGUUCAGGCCGACCGCCUUCAAGAGAAACUCUUUCAACCCACUCAAGCCCAAAGUACCUGUGAUCAAUCCGUCGCCUCAUCCUCGUUGUCACCACCGAAUCCUGGGAGUGAGGAUGGGCCUGAAGUUGUUCGUGAUAUUCUGGAUCAGGCCUUGAUCACCAUGUUCGAAGACCUGGCCGCUGAUGACGCCUUCCGUCAUGUCACCUCGUCCAUGGAGAGUUCCGUCCACUUGUCCACCUCCACGCCCGCAUUAGAAUCGGCUGCCGCCGCCGGUGCCGCUUCUGAAAACCCCAAUGUGAUCGAAAUUGAUUGCACGAACCCGGAUGUCCGAGUCAGCCCAUCGAGACGGGUCACACCCACACUUCCCACCGAACACGAGGACACUCAUCCCCUCCAAAAUAGUGAGAGGCCGGGAAAGGGAGCUGUGGCUACCUCGUCGUCCUCGGGUCCCAACCCGCCGUACAGUCCCCGUCCUCGCCCCCGUCUCAAGAGACAUAAUGCCAAACGCGAUAGCCGGAGAAUUCCCAUUCGCUAUCACAAAGACCGAAGAGCCAAGUUCAAGUCCACUGAAGACCUUCUUCAUCGUCUCUACGUGUGCAUCUCUGGAGCGGCGGAUCAGUUGCAAAGCAAUUAUGCGGGCGAUUUCAGAGCCAUCCUUCGAUGCGUGUUCCUGGUCAAUGCUUCAAAGGAUGAAGAUCCGGAGGAGGAGGAGGAGGACCAAGAGGACAACAGUCAUCUGGAUCCCGCCUCCACCUCCUCGGAAAUGACCCUCUCGCCCGUGGACGAGGACGUGGAAUCGUCGCAGGUCGAUGGCCAAGAGGAGCGCGUGGUCCCCACAUCCCAAUCUCUGCCCAACGAGUUUCCCGUCGACUUGGGAACCGACGCACUCCAACACGAACUUAGUCAGCAUCUGGCUCAGGAACACCUCCGAUCCGCCGGUUCACACGAUGACCUGGACGCCUCUAGUCUUAGUAGCGGCACCCAAGGAGGAUCUUCCAGUCAAGCUCAACAGGGAAGUAUCUACGCUCAGAACAUCGACCUCCAUCUCCAGGAUAACGUGGACGAUGGACCGGUCUCCGUUCCAUCCACAACCAGAGAGGAGCUUCGAACCCAAGUAUUCUAUCAACCUGAGCCCACUCUCCUGGACAUUGCUACCGGUGGUAGCCCUGACCAACUGCCACCCGAGUCCGUGGGUCAAGAGGCCACGUUUGUGGCCGGCUAUCGUGGUAUCAUCGAGAGCCCACCGGCUUGGAUCCCGGAUGAGCAGGCGCCUUACUGCAUGGGAUGCAAGGAUGGCUUCACGCUCUUCCGGAGACGUCAUCAUUGCAGGAGCUGCGGCCUGGUAUUUUGUAAUCGAUGCUCCUGCCAUUCCCUGGCACUUCCGCAAUUUGGUAUUGAUAGACCCGUGCGGGUGUGCAAUCGCUGUCACGUGAUUUACAAGUUUCCGGAAUCCAACGAUGAUGUCGCUAGUGAAGCUCGAAGCCCGCAGCAAUCUGAACGCCAUGGUGCGAAUGGGAAUUCUUGGGCCCGUAAUUUCGGCAUGGUCUCGUGAGCCAAACUGACUCCUCGACUACAACACAAUCAUUUACUAUAUACCCUGAUCCAUUACGUUGAACUGUUGCUUUUUCUGUCUCCCGAAGAGAAUGAUACGAAUUCAAACCUGAGUGAAAACAAAGCGAAUAAAAAGAGAACGAAUAGCAAUGACAAGAAUCAUAAA
Molecule: messenger RNA, 2978 nt
Organism: Tigriopus californicus
Lineage: Eukaryota; Metazoa; Arthropoda; Copepoda; Harpacticoida; Harpacticidae
Product: lateral signaling target protein 2-like
Exons: 4
Coding region: 315-2813 (832 amino acids)
Cellular component (GO): early endosome membrane
Molecular function (GO): metal ion binding
Source: RefSeq, a predicted model, not a curated record